Molecule: messenger RNA, 1811 nt
Organism: Coffea arabica (coffee)
Lineage: Eukaryota; Viridiplantae; Streptophyta; Magnoliopsida; Gentianales; Rubiaceae
Source: RefSeq, a predicted model, not a curated record
CUUUGCAGUCUGCCAGGAAGUUUACUUAAAUAAACUCCAAGCAUUUCUUAAAAUCGAUUAUGGAGGAUGUUGUUGAAAAAGUACCAGUUCCCCGUCGCUUUGCCAAUUAUCAUCCAAGCGUUUGGGGAGAUCAUUUUCUUGCGUAUGCUUCUCAGCAUAAGGAAAAAUUCUUCGAAGGAGGGGGAGAGCUUCAACGGCUAAGAGAAGAGGUUAGAGAGAUGUUAACUGAAACUCCUGACGAGUUUCCUGGAAAGCUAGACAUGAUAGACACCAUUCAGCGUCUUGGGGUGUCGUACCAUUUUGAGAGUGAAAUCGAGGCAUCAUUGCAAAAGAUUUUCGAUGCCUACCAUGAGUUGAAUCACAAAGAUGGCAAUGACCUCUACACUAUUGCUCUUCGUUUCCGAUUACUCAGACAAAAAGGUUUUCAUGCCUCUUGUGACGUGUUCAACAAAUUCAAGAACCCGAAAGGAGAUUUUAAGGAAUCUCUGGCGAACGAUAUGCGAGGAAUGUUGAGCUUGUACGAAGCAGCAAACUUUGGAGUGCACGGGGAGAAGGUUUUGGACGAAGCGCUGAAAUUUACUUCUGAUAACCUUGAAUCCUUGGUUCCAAACUUGAGCAAUUUUCUUGCUGCACAAGUUGUUCAAGCUCUUAAGCUGCCGAUCCAGAAAACUUUGACAAGGCUGGGAGCAAGGCAGUACAUAUCUCUCUACCAACAACAUGAAUCACAUGAUAAAUUGUUGCUAAAAUUUGCAAAAUUGGAUUUUAACAAAUUGCAGAAGUUGCAUCAGAAGGAACUAAGCGGACUAACAAAAUGGUGGAAAGGCAUAGAUGUUGCAACGAACUUACCAUUUGCAAGGGACCGAUUGGUGGAGUGCUACUUUUGGAUAUGGGGAGUGUAUUUUGAGCCCAAAUAUUGCUUCGCUAGAGAAGUGCUAACAAAAGUAAUCUCCAUCACUUCCAUCAUUGACGACAUUUAUGAUGUCUAUGCCACUCUGGAUGAAUUAAUCAUUUUCACAGAUGCGAUAGAACGGUGGCACAGCAAUGAAUUGGAUCGAUUACCAUCUUAUAUGAGACACUGUUACCGUGCCUUGCUGGAUGUUUACAAAGAAUUCGAGGAAAAAUUGGCCAAGGAAGGCAAACCAGAUAGAGUCAAUUAUUCAAAAUUAGAGAUGAAAAAGUUAGUGAAGGGAUAUCUUCAAGAGGCCAUAUGGCUUCACAAUGGCUACGUCCCAAAAGUUGAGGAGCACAUGAAGGUUGCACUUGUCACAGGAGCAUACAUGAUGCUAGCAACAACUUCCAUGGUUGGAAUGGGAGAUUCUUUGACUACACAAACUUUUGAUUGGGUAACAAACGAACCAUUAAUCGUUAGAGCUGCAUCAAUCAUUUGUAGAUUAAUGGACGACAUGGCGGGACACGAGGUUGGUAUAAAUCUGUUAUACAAUGACGAAGAUUGGUAUACACAUUCUGCCACCAAGCUCAAGGACUUGAUUACCACUGUGCUUAUAGAUCCAAUCCCAAUAUGAAAGGUUUUUUUUUUUUUAAUAAUUCUGGCUUUUGAUUGAAAAAGCAAUAUUACUUUUCUAUUAAUAAGAUGCUUGUAAGUGAAAAUCAGAAGGUGAAACUUCAACGGUUAGUUUUACUUCAUAAUGUUGUUAUCCAAGAUUAUUAAGGAAUGCUGGGAAUAGUAGUAUUAGCUAGUAAUGGUUGUUAUGCACUAGCAAGCAUCUAUCUCUUACCAUUUUCUUUUGUCUGUAUGGUUUAAUAAUUAAUAGCGGAUGAAGUAAAUGCCUUUCCAUGUGGAGCACCAUUUC